Messenger RNA from Rana temporaria (common frog), 4795 nucleotides. RefSeq names its product zinc finger and SCAN domain-containing protein 22-like. The transcript has 3 exons. Gene Ontology annotation, cellular component: nucleus. The record is from RefSeq and is a predicted model, not a curated record. The coding region runs from base 787 to 2010 and encodes 407 amino acids. Lineage: Eukaryota; Metazoa; Chordata; Amphibia; Anura; Ranidae.
CGCGGGGUGUAUGUGUGGCAGUGACAUGCGGGUGCAUGGAGGGUGAGAAGUCCUCCUUUGGGUCGGCGCUGUGUAUAGAGAAAACUUGCAGAGCGGCUCCUCUCGUGUCCCCGGCCAGUGACACAGCAGCUCGCCGGCACUAGGACCGGCCGGCCCUCCGCUGCCCUCUCCCCCUCCUCUGCAGACGCCUGCGGGUCCUAGUGCUCCAGAGCUGGAUCCACUCUCUCCAUUGUUCUAUGGGAGAAGGACACCCACCGCACAAUGAUCGGCCAGCCGGCCGGGGGGUGUCCGCACUGCCACCCCACCAUCGGAAUGUCCUGAUCACACAGCAGGUGUAUCUUGUUUGCUGAAUUGUAUCCUCCAGAUUCCAUAUUGGUUGUAGCUGCCCCUCAAUACUGCAGCGGUGGAUUCCAGCAACUAAGGUGGAUCAUACAGAUAAUGGAAAAUGUGCCACAGAGGAUCCAUGGGAGCGCGACACAUAGAACGGCAACGCACACUUUCAUCAACUUUAGAUUUUAUGUGUAGCUUGCAACAGAAUGCAGCCAGCUGAUGUUAUUAUAUGCAAGAUGUGAGAGCGGCCAAGAACCACUGUGUGACCGGGGCAAUACUUCCAGGGCUCACCUUUUUAGUUAUAGACCAGUAAGUAAAGACUAAUGGAUUGUGUAUGAAAAAACACUUCAUUAUGGAGUCUACAAACUAUAACAAGCCAUUUCAUCAGCCUUGGAGGGUUAAUCAGCUGUGGUCCUAAAGAUUGGACCUAACCUACCAAACCCAUUGAGCAAUCACAUGACAUGGAACCGGGCCUGGACUCAUGCCCUUCAGCCUGUCAGUAGAGCACCCUAUGGCUCACAUGUAAAGCCAGUACCUCUACCGACAUAUCAGUAUGGUAGUAAUCUGCAAGCAUGUGUUAGUAAUGAAGCUCACGCUCGUUGCUUUCUGCAACAAUUGCCUUCUGCCAGCUCAGAUGUUAGAUUUGAAGACAGAUUUCACAUUCCAUACAAUCACUUUGAUAAUAUUAAUUGCAAAGAUAUAGCUGAAGAUGUAACAUCUCAAUGGAUAACGGCUGGAACAGAGCUAAUAAAAGUAGCUACAGUACCAAUUUCACAUUCAUUAUUCAGAACUCCUUGGAAUGCAGUAGAGAAUGCCCCUGAGGCAGUAAGAGAUUAUGAUUGUGAAAUUUUCGAUGAUGUUCCACAACCUUUACAUUGUUCAAACUCAGUAUCAAAAGUAGCUGAAGGGGUACAGUCUAGUCCCAUCUCUCUAGAUGCCAGAAUUGAAGAUCCUUGCUCUCCUGAGAUAAGCUCUGGUUUAGAAACUCUCAAUAAUGAUCUAUCAGGCAUGAUGGACAUAUCAGACACUAUUGAGGAGGAGCAAGAAAGUGACAAGGUCAACAAUUGUUUUUCACAAUAUGUUUCCAAAUCCAAAGGCCUCAGAUGCCAGCCUCAAGGGAGUGAAGAUGAAUCUUGUACAGAGAAAAGCAAGUUCCUGUUGAUAGAUGAUCAAGGGAUUCCUUACACCGUUUUCAAAGAUGAUAUAAUCUCAUCACUACAAAAUGUUGAUGACCUAGAUGAUCUAUCAUCAGAGGAUCCGAGAAGACUUCAUUACUGCCCUGUUUGCUUCAGGUCAUUCUUGUACGUGUCCGAUCUGGAACGCCAUAGUAUUACCCAUACAGAAUGCAAACCUUUUGAAUGCAAAGUUUGUGGAAAAAGCUUUAAACGCUCUUCUCACCUGCAACGGCACAAGCAUAUUCACACUGGAGCAAGACCUUUCCUAUGUAACAUCUGCCGCAAAGGGUUCCGUGAAUCAGGUGAACUACAAAGACACCAAAGGGUGCACACUGGGGAAAAGCCCUAUCAAUGUGAAAUCUGCUAUGUGCGCUUCACAGAAAAAAACACCCUUCGCAGGCAUACGAAGAGGAAACACACAAUCCAAGCUUUAUUUAGGCAGGCGGACAGCAGUGACUGGGAGGAAAACUUUAUGAAAAGUCUUUUAGAUGACAAUGUUCUGUAAUUGCUGGGCACAUACAAGUAUUAUACCUUUGUAUUUAAAAUAGCUAUUCCAGUCCCGGACUGUGCAAGAUGUCAAUAUCCAAGUGUUGUAAACUGCUGACAGAGGACCUAAAGGAAAAGUGCACUGCCGAAGCAUGGAGGCUGCCAUUGCUGAAAAUGCUAGGUAGCUGGGUGCCAUAAUGAUUCAAUGCCUUUAAUACUUUCUGAGUUGCUGACUUAAAAAAUGUGUACAGAUUAGGUCUGACUUGGCUCUGACUUUCCUGGUUUGACUGUUCUGUCUCAGAAAGUACUGAAGCCAAAAACAGCCUGCCAUUUUUUAGAGGAAGCGUAAAUCUAAAAGUUAAGUGGUGCUACAUGAUGAUAUCAAUAUCCUACAUGUUUAUUGUAAUGUAAAAGUCAUAUGAAAGACUAUACCCAAUGCCAACACUAUAUUGGGGAUGUAUUUUUGCCCCCUUCAUUAGGGCUAAAAACAACAAAAAGAAAUAUGAAGAAACUUUGUAUUUAGCACUGAUGAAGGGGACAAGACUGUAGCUCCCAAAAUGUAAUGGCUCUGUACACUGUACACCAUCUUUCAUUAGAUUUUUAUACUGAAACACAUUUUUAUUUUGACUUUAAUAUCACAGUGUUACACUUUGGUUCUAGAUUUGCUCAUCCCUACCACAACCCAAGGUAACCAUGGAAAUCGUUUGGUGUGUACUGUAGAAGUUGCCAGCAAUCAGACUCCAUAUUCUAAGCCUACCUCCAUACUAUUGGAAGGUAAUAGGAAAAUUCAGGGUUCCAGUGCCAUUUUUCCACUCUCCCAGGAAUUUAUAGAUCAAGGCCAGCAAUGGCUACCUCAAUAUUUCUCUCAGUAUAUUUCUGUUUAAGCUUUUUACUUGAUGUUGACCUAACAGGUGCACGAUAGCAGAAAUAGUCAGUAUCCAAUGUUGUGUAAUGAUUUUGUGUGGCUGACAGGAUCAACUAUACAUGCUCACACUAUAUAUGUGGCUCUUCUGUGUAACUGCAUCUGCACAGAACAAGCUCCCUGCAGUAUGUGUUCUUUCAUCCAAUGUCUUGAUUGGCAGAAAAAUUCCUAGAAUUGCAUUGUUCUGGCAAUAGGAGCAGAUUCUUACAUCUCUGAGUGAUCAAGGACCUAUAAGUGACUGGGCUCAUUUGAAAUGAGUCUUUCAGUGCUUGGGGAGAAAGUUAGCAGCCAUAACCAUAAAGGCAAGAUAGCACUUUGAGAGCACAGGGGCAAACAAAUGAAGCAACACACCUUCUAAAGAGAGUAUGUCCAGAUAUUAGGUACUGCAUGUUGUCAUAGAAUGAGGGUGACGUGAGUAGUGAUAUAGACAAAAAAAUGUGUCAUUUGCAUAAGUUAAUCACAUACCAGCCAUUUCAGGUGCAAACAUAUUCAACCAACUCCCUGUUCAGGUAAAUAUGUAUUGGACAUGUAUUACCCCAAACAAUGGGGAGAACAGUACCAGUGUUUAUUUGGUGUCAUCAUUUUCUUGAGUACAGCUCAAUAGAGUUAAAGAUAAAUUCCAGGUAUGGCAAUUUUUCUAUAGUUACAUUGGUUCAGCUUUGACCAAUUUAAGUAUGUAUGCACCAUACCUGUGGGAUCCCUGUGGAAACUGGAAAUUACUCUAGUAGGCACCACUCCUACAGUGAUCUCUACUAGCUUCCGGGUCCCAUGCUGAGUGCCUGCCAUACUGCAUUGUGAACAAAGUAAGCUGCAUGCUCGGUUAAGGCACCAUUCAGGGAACACUCCACAUUUUUUUCAAUGAAUGCAAAGUAUUUCUUUAUUGAAUAGUGCAGAGAGGUGGGAUGUGAAAUCGCAGUCCCCACCUUGUACAGUCAGAGAACUCUUUGUAUUGAUUAAGAAUAUGUAAAGUGUUCUUUAGAAUGGGCCCAUGCCAAGCUGGUGACCUCCUGUGUUCAGUGAGCAGCAGUGCAGCCAUUUGGCAUGGGACCUGGAAGCUAGCAGCAAUCACUGUAGUAGCAGUGCUAACUACAGUUAUUUUCAGCUUCCAUGUACAUUCCACAAGUUUUAAACAUGCAUGUUUGCAUUGUUCCAAGCUAGACCAAUGUGAAAUUUUCCAUACCUGGGAUUUAUCUUUAAGCAGUGCAACAGUGUUAUGGUAUACCAGUGACUCUCAGAUUGUGGAGUGUCCCUCCCUUUGGAGGAGCAACGAAGAUAUUUGCCAGCACACUGUGGGACAACAUAAGUAGCAUCCAAAUAGAUAGUUUAUUGCAUGAUCGCAACACAAGGAGGGUGCAAUGUUUCAGAAUCAAGUAGGACCCCUUCGUCAGGCAUGUGAUGUCAUCACAUGCCUGACAAAGGGGUCCUGCGUGACUCCGAAAUGUUGCACUACCGAAACGUAGUGUCCGUUUGGACACUAUUUAUGUUGUUCCAUGGUGUGCUGGCAAAUAUCUUUGUUGUGACUUGAACCAGUAUCCAGCUGGUAGUUGCUGCAGCACCCAAAUUUGAGAGCUCAUCCAGGAAUGUGUGUGAUGGGAAUAUGAAGGAGAUCCCUACAGUACAGGAAGUGGAUGCCAUCUGUAGGGUUGACACCCUUCUGGUUCAGCCUGGGGCUAAUGACACUAUAUUUUUGAAGUGUUUGAAUGUGACAUUCAAUGUUACUAUACCCUUGGUGCUACAUAAUUACUGUGCCUCUGCACAGUGAUGGGUACCCCAGUCUCCUGUGCCUAUGAUAGUGGAGUGAGCACUACGCAGGGUGGUAUACAGUGGGGAAAAUAAUAAUUUGAUCCCCUGCUGAUUUUGUAAGUUUGCCCACUUACAAAGA